This is a messenger RNA of Fusarium sp. VM40, 2811 nucleotides long. NCBI's taxonomy places the organism in Eukaryota, Fungi, Ascomycota, Sordariomycetes, Hypocreales, Nectriaceae. The record is from the annotation of a GenBank genome assembly.
AUGCCGGAAGAGGCUCGCGCCGCUAUAUGGGCGCGGCUUAAAUCUAUCAAGCCGCCCUUCGUCUCCAAGAAACCGCACUUUAACUUUAUUUCCAUACACUACACAUGGAUCAUCGGCGCGACAUUACUAGCUUCCGUCAUCAUUUACGGUGCUGGUCACGGUCACACUUCAUAUAUUGAUUCUCUCAUGUUCGCAAGUGGAGCGAAUACACAAGCUGGUCUCAAUCCCAUCGACGUCAAUCUUCUCAAUACCUUUCAACAGGUUGUCGUUUACUUUUUUACGAUAACAUCUAAUCCAAUCACUCUACACACAUCGGUUGUGUUUUUACGCCUCUACUGGUUCGAGAAGAGAUUUCAACAUUGGGUCUCAGACGCGCGACUGCGCCGCGCCACACUAUCUAAAGCAAAGACUCGUGCACGAAGCGAAGCCCGCCAAGCAGAAGAAGGAGUCAAUGGUCGCCAUAUCACUGUUGUUCCUUACCAGGGGCGACGCCAGCGUAUUACGAAUGACGGCAUUCUGCUAGAUGGGAACGAAGUCAUUCAAUCCCAGGCGAUUGCUGACGACGAUAAUGAUAAUGAACACCAAGCGCACAAGCCACUCCCUGCGAGCAGCGAUGAAAGCGAUACAGUCUCAGCUGGACGGUCCAAUAGCACAGAGCUGGAUCCUCUGGAGAGGCCCAAUCAAACAUCUGGAGACACCAGAGAUGGGUGGAAGGAGGGACAGGGUAUAUCGCAGAGUGCUCCGACAGGAAUCAAAUUUGCCGAGACUGUUAAGAGAAGCGACGGUGUCGACGAUGACUUGACCAAAUUCCCUCAGCGAAGAACUCAUCAAGAACACAUUGCGAUCCUAGAACGCCAACGGAAUCAAGACAAUGAAGUCCUGAGGAUCCCUGGUCCACGCGAGACCGAAAGGGGCAUGGGUCCUCGAAGACUGGACGACGAAGAUGACGGCGACGAUGACAACACUAUAGCUAUGACGAGAACAGUGGAAUCGAGACCGGACCAUGCGACGAUUGACUCGAGGAGACCAGCUGGUCGCAGGCCGACGAUUGUCAUUGCCGAGCCAAAACGCCCCCUUAAACAGGAACUGACCGACGAUGCCAAAGCUGUUGGCGGCACUCUCAAUGCCCUCAGGAUGCGAAAACCUCGUGCCUUUAACCAUGGCCAGAAGGAAUUGCAUGAAGAUGAUGAGAGCACAAUGGGGCGUGCUUUCCGAACACGCACAAUAGACACUAUCAAGUCGGCACUCUCAAGCGAUCAUACCAAGGAUAUGCCUUACCUCAGUUAUACUCCGACUAUGGGCCGAAAUUCGAACUUUGUGGGUUUGACCCUUGAGCAGCGAGAAGAACUGGGCGGUAUUGAAUACCGGUCUUUGAGGACUUUGGCUUUGAUUUUGCUUUCCUAUUUCUGGGGAUUUCAGCUCAUUGCCGUUACAUUCCUCUUGCCCUUUAUUCUCCACAACGACAAAUAUGGUAAACUCGUUGACAGCGAAGCUAUUUCAAGGACUUGGUGGGGAUUUUGGACGGCCAACUCAGCCUUCAACGAUUUGGGGUUGACUUUGACCCCCGACAGCAUGAAUUCGUUUAACACUUCCGAGUAUGCCAUGAUGAUCAUGUGGUUUUUCAUUAUCAUCGGAAACACCGGGUUUCCUGUCAUGCUGCGUUUCGUCAUCUGGGUACUCGCUCAAAUUGUACCAAAGGGCACCGGCCUCUGGGAGGAACUUAGGUUCCUUCUCGACCACCCUCGUCGAUGCUUCACCCUUCUAUUUCCUUCCAGCGCCAAUUGGUGGCUUUUUUGGAUCCUUGCCGGUUUGAACGCCAUAGACUUGCUGUUCUUUGUCGUGUUGGAUCUUAACUCGGGCCCAGUAUCCGAGUUGCCAGUGCAUACUCGCAUCGCCGAUGGUCUCUUCCAAGCUGCUUCGACACGGACUGCAGGCUUCUCCUGUUUCAGCCUGGGCGAUCUUCAUCCUGCCAUUCCAGUUCUGUACAUGAUCAUGAUGUACAUUUCCAUCUUCCCAAUCGCAAUUUCCAUUCGAAGAACCAACGUGUAUGAAGAGAAGUCACUGGGAGUUUACAGCAGUAAGAAAGAGGACGAUGACGAAGAAUCAGCCAGUGCUUUCAACUACGUCGGUACUCAUUUGCGGCGUCAACUCUCUUUCGACUUGUGGUAUGUGUUCGUGGGGUUUUUCUUCCUCGCCAUCAGUGAGGGCACCAGUCUCAAGGCCAAGGACUUCAAUCUGUUCGAUAUUCUCUUUGAGGUUAUCAGCGCGUACGGAACUGUCGGCUUAAGCAUGGGUGUACCCAACGUAAAUGCCUCCCUCUGCUCUCAGUUCACGGUUGUUGGCAAACUCAUCAUUGUUGCCAUGCAAAUACGUGGCCGUCACCGUGGUUUACCAUAUGGGCUGGAUCGUGCCGUAUUGUUGCCAAGCGAAGCACGCUUCCAGAAGGAAGCUGAGGAAAACCAGCCGAUCCUUGUCCGCACACGUACGAAUGCAUCAGUGGGUACAACAUCUGGCAUGGAACCCCCGACAAGUCCAGGAUUCCCCGGCCGACGAGGUAGUCUUGGCCGUGUACGCGAGCGAGCCAACAGUCGCAUUAUCUCCCAGUUUCUCUUCCCCGGGCCUGCAAUCCCCAGCAAUGAGAUACAUGGCCACAAACGGGCAACAUCAAACAACUCUAAUACGGCACGCGAUUUCCCACGAUCAAAUACUGAGCCAGUGUUUGAAGAGGAGAAAGAUGAUGUUCCUCCUCUCCGGACCAUUGAAUCUCAUCAGUUUCACCCUCGUCGGGCAGAAACCAACCCCAUGCCCUAA